UUGCAGAAAGUGGUUAGUAUCUUCUCUAGAGGAUCACAAAAAAAUGAAUAACCUGCUGCUUACUGUAAGAAAAGCUGUUUUUCAAACUGUCAAUAUUCUAGUUAUUUUGGUGAUUACUGGGUUUUCAUAGAAUAAACCGCUCAACUGACUCUUAUCAAAGAGAUAUAUAAGCUAGAUAAGACUAGAAAUCUAUUCAUUUGUUGGAAUAAAAAAAGCUGGAUUAUCUUAAAAUUCAACGUGUCCUUCUGCUGCACGAAUGUUCUCUUUGAUAACUUUUUGUUAUCUGCAGUCUGCACGUUACAGUUAGUGAUGAUUACUAAUCUAUAACUAAUCUACACUAAUUACUAAUCUAAAAUACGACCACAGCUAUAUAACUGUGAGCUGCUAAUUUAGAUUUUUACUACUUUCCCCUCCUACCGAGCACUAAUUUAUGAUUGCAUAACUCCGCCCUUUCUACCAAAUAUGGUCACUUCUGGUUCGAAAAAAAAAAAGAUGGAGGCAACUGGAAGACACGACAAGCUUCACUUUGGCUCUUAACCCCUUAAUGCGCGGCCAUGACACUCCCUGCUGUGUGUUUUCCAGCUCCAAAAACCCACUGGAUCCUAGAAGUUCUGUUCACUGAACAUUAUCCAGCUCAGCGCUCUUUCGUGACGAGCUAAAUUGUUUUAAUUUUGUCAAAGUGGUGUCCCUUAAAAUCCCAAAAGAUUUUGCUCUGGGUGUUGUUUUAUGUCCAUUACAAUGUUGUACAACGUUGUGUGCAAAGCCUUCAGGGAAGUAGAUCAGCAGCGUACAGGUGGAGGGAUGGAUUUAAGGGGAUGGCUGCAGGUGACUCUCAAUGGACUCGUCAUGGACUGAACAAGGCUGUGAGCUCGGUGUGCGCGUGUGUGUGUGUGUGUGUGUGUGUGAGAAGGUCGGGCCAUGUGGGAGGCCUUUUCAUGCCUGUCUGCUUAUGAAAGCAGAGCGGUCAUUGUGCCUCGCUCGGACUCUCUGUCUCCAACUUUGAUCCAACUGUGCGACACCAUGAGCGUUUCCCAAGAGACCCGCCUCCUGGACCAGGUGCUGGAGCUGAUUUUGAACGAGAAGCCCCCCACCAGUGCAACUCUUUUCCUGAACGAGGACGCGGACGCGGACAGACCCCCCGUUGCGCAGAGCGGAGACUUGAGGAGGCGCCUACGCGGGGCCAUGGAGAGGCGGGCGAGCGGCCUGAAGGGGAGGGUGAGCUCCGUCAGUCGGGAGCACGUCAGAGGCUUCCUCAGGAGGAACCUCUUUGUUCUUUUCACGGUCGCCGCCGUGGCUCUGGGUGUAACCCUGGGCUUCGCUCUACGCCCCCACAACCUGUCGCCGAGGGGGGUCAAGUACUUUGCCUUCCCGGGGGAGCUUCUGAUGAGAAUGCUGCAGAUGCUGGUGCUGCCCCUCAUCGUCUCCAGUCUGGUCACAGGUAUUUCCUCCUUGGACAGCAAGGCGUCGGGUAAGAUGGGUGUGCGCGCAGUGGUCUACUACAUGGUGACCACCCUGAUUGCGGUUUUCAUCGGCAUCGUCAUCGUGAUGAUCAUCCAGCCGGGGAAAGGCAGCAGGGACAGUCCUGUGGUCGCCGGCGGGAACGUAGAGCCGGUGCAAGCUGCCGACGCUUUCCUGGAUCUCGUCAGGAACAUGUUUCCUCCGAAUCUGGUGGAGGCUUGUUUCAAGCAGUAUAAAACCGUCUACAAGAAGACCGUGCGCACGAGGAACGUGACGCUGACGCUGAACCUCACGGACUCUCUGAACACGACGGAGUCGACGGACCUGAGCGCGAACCUCAGCAGGGUGCUGCACACCAUACAGGAGACAGUGGAGGAGACGGUCCCUGCGUCCGGCUCCUCUAAUGGAGUCAACGCUCUGGGCUUGGUGGUUUUCUCCAUGUGCUUCGGUCUGGUCGUGGGCAGCAUGAGGCAGCAGGGCCAGGCCCUCAGGGACUUCUUUGACUGCCUCAAUGAAGCCAUCAUGAGGCUGGUGUCCAUCAUCAUCUGGUACGCUCCAGUCGGUAUCCUGUUCCUGAUCGCGGGGAAGAUUGUGGAGAUGAAGAAUCUGGCGGAGGUGGGCGGUCAGCUGGGAAUGUACACCGUGUCGGUCAUCGUGGGUCUCCUAAUCCACGGCCUGUUCGUCCUGCCGCUGCUCUACUUCCUGGUGACCAGGAAGAACCCCUACAGCUUCAUCGCUGGUCUUCUGCAGGCGCUCAUCACUGCCCUGGGAACCUCGUCUAGCUCUGCCACCCUGCCCAUCACCUUCCGCUGUCUGGAGGAGAACAACCGCGUGGACAAACGGGUGACGCGUUUCAUCCUCCCUGUGGGCGCCACCAUCAACAUGGACGGCACCGCCCUCUACGAGGCUGUGGCGGCCAUCUUUAUUGCCCAAGUCAAUGACAUGGACCUAAACUUUGGUCAGAUUCUGACCAUCAGUAUCACAGCAACUGCUGCCAGCAUCGGAGCAGCAGGCAUCCCUCAAGCCGGCCUGGUUACCAUGGUGAUCGUAUUGACAUCGGUAGGACUGCCCACGGAGGACAUAACACUGAUCAUCGCCGUGGAUUGGUUCCUGGACCGCUUACGGACCACCACCAACGUGCUGGGCGACUCCCUGGGUGCUGGAAUAGUGGAGCACCUCUCCCGCGGAGAGCUGAAGAGUCAGGAUGCCGUCGUGGAGGAGAACGAGAAGCCCUACCAGCUCAUCUGUCAGGAGAACGACUCGCUCAACCAACGCAACGGCGAGACCUCCAUGUGAGGACGAGGAGGACACCCUGCAGGGCUUCAUCUGCCGAGAGCCUUCAGCUGGCGAGGUCGUCCUGCAAGGACCGUCUCAAUGGUUUAAUGGUCAAUUCAGCCAGGGGUUUGGGGUUUGAAGAUCAAUGUUGCAGUUGAAUACACAAACUCCUUUAUUUUUCUUCUGUGAAACAGGAAGCACAAAGUCCGGCCCCAGAGGUUGCUUCAUGACAGGAAAUCAGGACAGUUCAGUUAAAGCAAAGCAGUUAUAGAAAUGAAAAAAGAGGGUUAAGAGUCAUUUAAAAACAGGUUCAGGGCUCUUAGUCUAUUCAGUCGAGGCAGCAGACACUCCUUAGCAUCCUCUCAGUGUUAAAACACAGUAUUAUUGAAGACAGAACACCACCACUGGCUCUUGUGAAUAUUUCAAUCUGCAUCAUUGGUGUUGCUCAACACUUUUCACAUAUAAUUUUAAUAUUGUAAAGACUUAUUCUUUGUCAUUCUUGUUACGACUACCUCUUAUAGAACGUAUACACGGAGCUUCUACAUUGCUACAUACAGAAAUACUAAAUGGAGCGAAUCGGCAGGAUGAUAAAUCGUCAGCCUUAGACAUGUCCUGAUUAUUUGUUGUUAUUUAAGUUGGCCUGCACAGUUUCUCUGUGCAAUGCUGAGCAAAACUUGACUGUUAAAUAUUGGAGAUGAUGUGAAGCAGAAUCUGUCAUUUACAUUUUGGGAUUUGAAGUGGAUAUGUUUCAAGUGACUUGUUGAAAUACUUUUCAUUCAGUGUUUUCUUACAAAUAUUAUAUUGGUGUGUAUUUCCUGUAUUUGUGUAUCUUUGGUGCUGUCACUAUGACAUUUUGGUCAUGGACUGUACUGCUACACAGCAGUUAAAUGCAAUACCUGUGGGUUAAAUCUUUUUUUUUUUUUGAUUUACUGAGUUGUCCUUUUUCCUUCUUCCUAAGUGAAAGUUGUAUGUUUAAUUACUGAUUUAAGUAUUAAAAAAUGCAAUUUUAAGAUUUGAUUAUGUUGUGGUUAAAACAAUGUGGGUAUCAUCUGUGUCUGUGUUAAUGAUUUAUUUAUUUAGAUUAAUUUUGAUUGCUUUGUGAAAAGGUAUUGUGAAGAAAGUUAGAAAUCGAAUGUAGAGUUGCUUUAUGCUUCGGUGUUUUAGAGGAAAGUAUCGUGAAUUAUUCUGAAAGUCGACGGCUUUGUCUCUGUUACGCUCAUGCAAAGGUUCGACGUUAGCUUUGAUGAUGGAUGUUAUUUCGGUGAAAACAUUUUGAUUGACGGCUUAUGGUGAUGAAAUGCGACCAAUAAAUGGCUCAGGAAUUUAACCGUGA
Pungitius pungitius (ninespine stickleback) is the source of this 4066-nucleotide messenger RNA. It is a transcript of the gene slc1a6, whose product is annotated as solute carrier family 1 member 6. Gene Ontology annotation, molecular function: glutamate:sodium symporter activity; L-glutamate transmembrane transporter activity; neutral L-amino acid transmembrane transporter activity. Gene Ontology annotation, cellular component: plasma membrane. NCBI's taxonomy places the organism in Eukaryota, Metazoa, Chordata, Actinopteri, Perciformes, Gasterosteidae. The record is from RefSeq and is a predicted model, not a curated record. Bases 919 to 2754 code for a protein of 611 amino acids. Gene Ontology annotation, biological process: L-glutamate transmembrane transport. The transcript has 11 exons.